AUGAACUCAGGUACAAAUGCAUUUGAUAUGACUUAUGACUACCAUCAUGCCAGUGAAACAUAAGUUAAAAUUGAAAUGAAAGGUUUUCAGUUAUCAGUUACCUCGUAAUUGAAAAAGGUUAUGCUUCUUCUACCCCCUUCUACUUUUCUAAAAUGGCUGCUAGUGUGGCUAGUUAAUGAAUAUACUGUAGCAGUAGUACAAAUAUAAAACCAAUGUCUGAAAGUCCAAAGUUCAGAAUCACAGGCUCUGUCUGUUCAUUCAUAUUCCUCUGGUUGCUAAUUAACCCAAUAGCUACACAUAUGAGACAAAAGGUGGGAUCUGAUUUGACCAUGCAAUAUACACUGAGUGUACAAAACAUUAGGAACACCUGCUCUUUCCAUGACAUAGACUGACCAGGUGAAUCCAGGUGAAAAGCUAUGAUCCUUGAAAUAGACUGACCAGGUGAAUCCAGGUGAAAGCUAUGAUCCUUUAUUGAUGGCACUUGUUAAAUCCACUUGAAUCAGUGUAGAUGAAGCGGAGGAGAUGGGUUAAAGAAUGAUUUUUACACCUUGAGACAAUUGAGACAUGGAUUGUUUAUGUGUGCCAUUCAUUGGGUGAAUGGGCAAGACAAAAUAUUUAAGUGCCUUUGAACGGGGUAUGGUAGUAUGUGCCAAAUGCACCGGUUUGAGUGUGUCAAGAACUGCAACGCUUCUGGGUUUUUCAUGCUCAAAAGUUUCCUGUGUGUAUCAAGAAUGGUCCACCACCCAAAGGACAUACAGUCUGUGGGAAGCUUUGGAGUCAACAUGGGCAUAAUCAUUAUGACAAUUGUUUUAAUUUUAUUGGUAAAAUAUUUUGAUACUUUGAUACUGUAAGUACAGUUGAAGUCGUUUAGUACACUUAGGUUGGAGUCAUUAAAACUCGUGAUGACAUUUCCCUGCAAUAAAGUCCCCGGCCACUAGGAGCGCUGCCUCUGAAUGAGCAUUUUCUUGUUUGCUUAUGGCCUUAUACAGCUCGUUGAGUGCGGUCUUAGUGCCAGCAUCGGUUUGUGGUGGUAAAUAGAUGGCUACGAAAAAUAUAGAUAAACUCUCUUGGUAAAUAGUGUGGUCUACAGCUUAUCAUGAGAUACUCUACCUCAGGCGAGCAAAACCUUGAGACUCCCUUAAUAUUAGAUUUCGCGCACCAGCUGUUAUGGACAAAUAGACACAGACCGCCAACCCUUGUCUUACCAGAGGCAGCUGUUCUGUCUUGCCGAUGUACGGAAAACUCAGCCUGCUGUAUGUUAUCCAUGUCAUCGUUCAGCCACGACUCGGUGAAACAUAAGAUAUUACAGUUUUUAAUGUCCCAUUGGUAGGAUAGUCUUGAACGGAGCUCAUCCAGUUUAUUCUCCAAUGAUUGCACGUUGGCCAAUAGGACGGCUGGUUAGAGGCGGGUUACCCACUCGCCGACCAAUUCUCACAAGGCACCCGGAUCUGCGUCCCCUGUAUCGGCGUCUUCUCUUCAUGCGAAUGACAGGGAUUUGGGCCUGGUCCGGUGUCUGCAGUAAAUCCUUCGCGUCCGACUUGUUAAAUAAAACAUCUUCGUCCAGUUCGAUGUGAGUAAUCAAUGUUCUGAUAUCCAGACGCUCUUUUCAGUCAUAAGAGACGGUGGCAGAAACAUUAUGUACAAAAUAAGUUACACACAAUAGCACAGUUGGUUAGGAGCCAGUAAAACACCAGCCAUCUCCUCCAGCGCCAUUGAAUAAUAAGUUGUGAUAAUGUCAUUGUGAUGUCCUUUAUCUUUUAUGCAGGGUUGUGUCGGAGGGUGCUGAUACUGGUUGCUCUCACAGUACCCAUCAGAGCAGCUCAACCUGGUGAGAAUGUUUACACUGUUAAUUACAUUAGUAACUAAAAGGAAACGGUUCCCUGGACACGGUAUUAAAAAGUAAUUUAAUCUGUGUCCAGGAAACUGGCCCUGGGAGUCGAGCACAAAUAAGUCACCCUCUCUUUCUCUCGCCCUCUUUCUCCCCUGUCUCUCCUUCUCCAGCCCCGGAGACGUUCACCUUAACUGUCCCUGAUGGUCCAACCUCGACCCUGUCUGGCUCCUCGGUCUCUCUACUCUGUGAAGUCUCACCUCUCUUCAAUGCAGAGCCAUUGGAGGUGCGCUGGUACCGUUCCAGUAACUUCCACAGUCCUGCCUUGUUGUACAAAGAUCACAAGAUCCAGGAGGCCCCUGUGGACCCCCAGUAUAGGGGCAGGGUGUCUCUAACUGGGGGGCUGGAGAGAGGGAAUGUGUCCCUGAGACUGGAGAGGGUCACACUGGAAGACAGGGGGGAGUAUAUAUGCCAAGUCACCAGUGACCAGUGGUAUGAAAAGGCCAGUGUCUUCCUCACAGUGAAUGGUAAGGGUUAUCUCUCAAAUUGAUGGUGAAACUGUGUAUUGUGGUGUCACCCCCAAAGCACCUGAUCCUAGAUCAGCACUCCUACUCUGAGACACGUUAUGGAGUCUUUGGUACCACAGAGUAAAAACAAAAAGGCAGUUACAUUUGCCACCUCUCAGUUUACAUUUACAUUAGGGGUACAGCCAACUACAAACUUCAGCUGAAUUUAGCCUUAUAUAGCCCCGCCCCCAAAAAAUAAAACAUCUCUGGAAGGGAUAGAGGCAUCCGUUUAAUGUAAACAAAAUGGGCAAACCACCUUUAAGUAACUUCAAACGAAAUAAUUGAAAGUUGAUUUGAGUUGUUUGGCCAUGACAUUUAGAAAAUGUCAUGGAUGCCCCUAUCACUCCUAUUGAAUGUUAGCUAGCGGUGGCUAUAGUUAGCUGAAGUUUGUCGUGGUCGUUUAAAAGAAAACCAAACCAUGGAAUACAGUUCUAUAUCGUGGAGCUCCGCCCCAUAGGGGAGCUCUGCUCCUAUUGGUUUACCCUGCUGCCUAGGCAACGAACAGCCUGAGACAAAAUGAUGCACACACCUGCAGCCAAUAGGAGUACAGGUGUCCCUAUAAGAGGGGAUGCUUCCCCUCAAUCAGCCUCCCUUUAUCUUCAGCGACUGGACUAGACUGAAGAAGCCGAUAAGAAGACAAGACUCAGGACGAGAAAGCCGUCGCCGAUUUCCAAGUCUCGACGUCGUCCUCUAAAUGAGCACACCAGGAGUUUUUCCACGCCCAAAAGCUCUUUUCAGAGCUCAAUGUCGCUCCUCCUCCAUGACAACUUAUGUUUUGUGUGCUUAGGAUCACAGCAUGCUUGGAGUGGCCUCAUAGAUCCCCCACUAUGCGCCAGCUGCGCCCUCCUUUCUUUAAAGGAGAGGAAGCAGCGAUGGUCAUUUUUUCGGGAGGAUAUCCCUCUAGAGGACGUGUUAUCGGUGCUAGCCUCAGCUUCUGAGGCAUCAUCUGAGGGCGCUGACUCAGGAGAUGACAGGAAUAUUGGGGAGGAAAUGGGUAUUCUAUUGGAACUAUCCAUUACUCUGACCCAGAUGUUUAACACUCCUUUUUCCGUCAGGAAAGUGUGAGGUCAUUUACAUCCCUGGGUGAUGACGACACGGGCUCUGAAUUUUCAGCAGGCCCGUCCUACGCCACAGCCUCUCUGCGCUCGGAUUUUCCAGGGCUCAUUGAGAUGGCUGCUAAGCGGCUGGAGAUUAAGCUGCCCCCCAUUCCCUCCAACCCGCAAGUGGACAUGAUGGAGGGCGGCCCUUACUCUCGCUACUGCUCCGCGUCGUACCCGGCGUCAGACAGCGGCCUCCAGCAGCAAGGGAGCGGGCCCCGCCCCUCCUGCAGCGCAAGAGGUGCCGACCAUUCCGCCAGCAAGAGAGGUCAUUAAAGCGUCAUCCUGGCAUCACCCGAAGGGCGGCCAGAAGAGACGCCGUUUAUGACAUGGCGAGGGGGAGAGAACGGAAGACGGCGCAGCGCCUUGUGUGACUGUGUCCACUGUUCCCCCCCCCCCACCCUACUGGAGGAAACUGCGUGUUGUGUGUCUAAUAAAGAGUUGGCUCCAAUUGACUUUGUCACAAGACAGCCCCUUUUCCAUGAUACACCCGAAACCGUUCAGGUGCCUUUACUCUCUCUCUCUCUCUCCUCCUCACCACUCUGAGUGUAGCACAGCCCACUACGGGUGCGUAGUUGAGCAUACACAUGAGGCACGUGUGAAUAAGGGAACAAGGCAGACAUCUUUGAUGAGCCGCCUUGUUAUACCUCAUAAAAACCUUACACACAUAGACUCCUAGGAGUGUUGUGGUACAGGAUUCACAUAGUAGCCUGCGUACACAGCCAGUUACUGGAACGAUGACGCAAUCGCUAUUGGGAGACGGCGCUCUGACUCAGGCGAGCGCCUCAGUCAGUGCAGUUCAGACCCGUGCUGCGUUCAUGGAGGGCUGGGACAACGAGGUUACGAGUAUAACCAACGUGUCAGCGCCCCCGUUUCUCUCAGAACCCGCUCAUGUUUCCUCUCCCUUUCAUGAGAGGCCCGCCUUGGGCUGUUCCACCACUUCACUGUCGGGGAACAGCGGCGGCGACGGCCGUAGAGGAAUACAGGUCCUUCCUACUGAAUGCACCACAGCUUCGCGCUCUUCCGCUUUCUCAGCAUUAUUGGGAGUGGCAGCGAAGCUGUACCCUCUCCCACUGGCAAGACCGGACGCUGGAGAAGGGUUAUGCCAUCCAAUUUCACCCGAUCCCUCCCCAUUCAGGGGGGUGGUGGAGAUGGUGAUGAAAACGCCGGGAAAGUUCGCCGCUCUCAUUACAGAGAUUACAGAACUUUUGGCGAAGAAGGCAGUCACAGUAGUUCCUCGGGAGCAAAGGAACAGGGGGUUAUAUUCGCCCUAUUUCCUGGUGCCCAAAAAGAUGGGGGGAAUAAGGCCAAUAUUGGAUCUGAAUUCUCAACGAGAGCGUAGCCAAACGGCCCUUUCGAAUGCUGACGACAAAACGUCUGCUGGAAUGUGUCCAGAGGAGAGACUUUUGUACGAGCAUAGACCUGAAGGACGCAUAUUUUCAUGUGCCGGUACCUCCGCGUCACAGGAAGUUUCUGCGUUUUCGCUUUUCAAGGGGCGGCGUACUAAUACAUGAGGAUGCCAUUCGGGUACGCCCUGGCACCUCACACGUUUUCCAAAUGUGUGGAGGCGGCAAUAGCACGGUUACGUCGUCAGGGGAUAAGGGUUUUAGCCUACCUAGACGACUUACUGGUUCUCGCCCCUUCAGCAGAGCUGGCGAUCACACACACGACACAGACAGUGAUUCAUCUCACGUGUCUGGGGUUCGCUGUGAAUUGGGAAAAAGAGCGCGCCCUGGCCCAGUCAUCAGAUUGUCUAUCUGGGGAUACAGCUAGACACUGUAACGAUGAGGGCUCGAAUUUCGGAUCCUCGACGGGCUGCCCUGUUGCUAGCCCUACCAAGGUUUUAUCUGAAUCACACGGUAAAGGCGCUUUCGGUCAUGUCACUCUUGGGUCUCAUGUCGUCGGCCCAUUCCGUGGUUCCGCUGAGACUUAUGCCAGUAAAUGGAAUGUUUUUUCACAGUGUUGUGUCACAGAAAAUGUGGACUACGUGUGCUGUCAGGUCGAGAGCAUACGCUCAUUCCUACAGUUCCUAUGUGAUAAGCAGCGCUCACCCGCCACCAUGUAGGUGCUUGCGGCGCCGAUUUAGGCUUGUCAUGAGGGUUUGGCAGAGACACUGUUUUCAGCCACCCUCUUGUGAAAUGUUUUCUAUUGGGAACGCGGCGGCUUAGGCCAAUGCCUAGAGCCACGCUUCCUCAGUGGGAUUUGAUUUUGGUGCUCGAAGCGCUCUGCGAGCCACCGUUCGAGCCAUUGAAUCAAAUCCCCCUUAAGAUGUUAUCUUUGAAGAUGACACUGUUGCUCGCUUUGACCACUGCUUAACGUGUCAGUGAUUUGUACGCUCUUUCGACGAGACCCGACUGCCUUGCCAUUUAUGACGAUUGAGCAGGACGGUGUUAAGUCUUAACCCGGCAUUUAUGCCAGAGGUUAUUAAGAGCUCAUAUAGAUUACAGAUCGUAGAGCUGUGGGCCUUCUCUCCCUUUCACCAUGUUGAGAGGAGAGAGGAACGGCUCCAUCGCCUGUGCCUAGUGCGCGCCUUGGCGCGCUACGUGGAGCGCAACGCUGCGAUUAGGUCAUCGCCUCAGCUGUUUUGUGUGUCACGGUGCGGCUGCACUCGGUAGACCACUUUCUAAACAGCGUCUGUCUCAUUGGCUUUGUAAGGCAUUGAGACGGCUUAUGAGGCUGCAGGGCGGCCAUUGCCUCUGGGUAGAAGAGCCCAAUCCACUCGUGGAGUAGCGGCUUCUAUUACCUUUUUCAGAGGAACAGGUGUAGAGGAUAAUUGCGCAGCGGUGUCUUGAUCGUCACCGUCUCCUUUUAUCUAUUUCUACCUGUUAGAUAUGUCUUCUAACUCUCUGGUUCAGUCUGUACUCAGUGUAGCUGAUGGAAGGACUUGAACUAAGAUAAAAAAGAUGCAGGACCAGGGGGCAGGGUUCCCAUUAGGUCAGCUUUUUUUCUAUGAGAGAGCCAUGACUCCUGACUGAGGUUAUCAGUACAGUAGAGGUAAUGUAUUGUGACCUGCUCACCAGUGCAUAACUGGGUUGGGGCGGAAUGAUGAGAGAAAUAGUGUUUGUAACUUUGUUUACAUUACUAUUAGACCGGUCAUAUAUAUUGACUGAAUUGUGACGUCAUCUAUCUGCUUGUUCAGAUUAGUAUGACUCAUGUUCUGGAGUCUACCCACUAAUCUUUGGGUUUCCAUAGAUUGAGUGUGGCGGAUUACCGAAUACACAGUGUAGAGUGACACUUUGUGUCAUUACAUUAGUGAUCGGUUUUGUUUUGACAGGAUAUUGAGAUGCCAUCUAUCUGCUGGUUCAGAUUAGUAUGGCUCAUAUUCUGGUUAUCUGCCCACUAGACAUUGGCAAUGCCAUUGGACUAGGUGGGGUGAAUUUGUACAGAGGACACAGUAUUUUGUGACACUUGGUCGCAGCCAUUGCUAGGCCCGACCUUUUCAAGUGGGAAGUGUUGGGCUCGGCAGGGAGUACAUUUUGGAGCGUUGCGCUCCGCCUUAAACCAAUAGGAGCAGAGCUCCCCUAUGGGGCGGAGCUCCACGAUAUAGAACGAUAGUUACCGGAGUUGUAAUUCCAGUUCUAUGAGUGGAGCGGAGCCCCAUAGGACUUAAGGCCCUUCCGACACUCCAGUCUGAAGAUAAUUUCUUGGGAGGCUUAUUGAGGGGAGGCAUCCCCUCUUAUAGGGACACCUGUACUCCUAUUGGCUGCAGGUGUGUGCAUAAUUUUGUCUCAGGCUGUUAGCUGCCUAGGCAGCAGGGUAAACCAAUAGGAGCAGAGCUCCCCUAUGGGGCUCCGCUCCACUCAUAGAACUGGAGUUACAACUCCGGUAACUAUAGUUUCUUCUGGCCCAUAGACUACUUUCAGAGUGAGGAACCAUCUAACACUAAAUUGUAAAAUACAUAUCUUGUAUUCUUCCAAUUUAUUCUGUCAUUCUAUCUGUGUCUUAAUAGUUGUUGCUUGUCCCCCCUUAUCUAUCCAUCAGUGACAGGUAGUGAACCAGUUCUCUCUGUAGCUGAAGGACGAGGAGGAGGAGGUCAGGUGAACGUUACCUGUUCAUCAGUGGGCUGGUCACCACAACCUAAACUCACCUGGAGAAACAAAGAUGGGACAGAGAUCAGAAAUGGACAAGAAGUACUCAACACUUCUGGUAAUUACAUUUUGGUACUUCCUCACACUGUCUCUGUUCUGCUGACACAAAUGUUCUAGUACCUGUGUUUUGGGUAAAAAAUGUGACCUGGGUUGUGGUGUACUUUCAGUUGACUACUUUGUGUAAGUCAAUGUGAAUAUUUUGAUUUCCCCUCCCCAUCUUUCUGUAUCAGAUCCUCAGGGCUUGGUGAGUGUCAGUAGUUGGCUGCUGUAUGCUCCCUCAUACUCCAAUUGGCUCUCCUGUACAGUCUCUUUGUCUGAGGAGGCGAAGAGAGAGGGCAGAAUUCUGCCACAUAUAUACACAGCUCCUACAGCUGUACCUGGUGAGUUAGUCUCCUACACAAACAGCCUACCCACAAUCAGAUCCCUCUCUCCCCAUCCCACACAUACACUACUUUAGAGGAGGAGAAUGAACAUGUUGAAGAGGUGUCUACAGAUUGCUUUUGCUAAUUAAUUUCACUGUGAUGGUGUUCUGAUGAUGUCAUGUCUUGAGAGCUUUAGAGGCAUUUUAUCAAUGUUGGGUCUCUGUGCAGGAGUCUUCAAAGAAGCCUUCAUUGUGACUCUGGUCCUGUUGGUCCUGUUUCUGAUCAUCGGUGCUCUGUGCUCUGUCAUUCUGUACAAACAAAGAGGUAUCUGGUAUUCAGUCAUACUAGUGUUUGUGAUGUAA
Molecule: messenger RNA, 8303 nt
Organism: Coregonus sp. 'balchen'
Lineage: Eukaryota; Metazoa; Chordata; Actinopteri; Salmoniformes; Salmonidae
Source: the annotation of a GenBank genome assembly